AUUCCAAUUGGAGGCGGGGUCCCCUCGAGAACCCACGACGUUCGCCUUGGAGAUGUGGUGGUCAGUCAGCCGACCGAGACACACUCCGGGGUAGUCCAGUAUGAUCUGGGAAAAGUCAUGGAGGGUGGCUCCUUUCAAGCCGUGGGGGUUUUGACACGACCCCCGCGUGUCCUAAUGAAGGCAAUCAGUAAUCUCACAUCCGAUCCUGAUCUCCCUCCGGAUUUUCUCCAAGAUUUUCUGCACCAGAUCGCAGCGCGGAAUCCUUCCUACCAGCGUCCCGGCUCACAGAAUGAUUCAUUGCACCAGUCGGACGCCUUGCACAGCAUAUCCACUAAUGAUGGGCUGAACGGAUGCGCCUGUCCACUGGUAGACCGGCCGGAGCGCAACCUUGACUACCCCCGAAUAUUCUAUGGUGUGAUCGCAUCGGGGAACCAGGUAGUGAAGAGCUCAACAGUACGGGACCAGUUGGGAUCUCGGCACCAGAUUCUCUGCUUGGAGAUGGGAGCGGCCGGGGUGAUGAACACAAUGCCGUGCUUGGUCAUCCGUGGCAUCUGCGACUACGCAGAUGCUCACAAGAACAAAGCGUGGCAAGAGUACGCCGCUGCAACGGCGGCGGCAUAUGCCAAGGUUCUCUUAUCCUACGUC
Aspergillus aculeatinus CBS 121060 is the source of this 645-nucleotide messenger RNA. RefSeq names its product purine and uridine phosphorylase. Gene Ontology annotation, molecular function: catalytic activity. The record is from RefSeq and is a predicted model, not a curated record. Gene Ontology annotation, biological process: nucleoside metabolic process. NCBI's taxonomy places the organism in Eukaryota, Fungi, Ascomycota, Eurotiomycetes, Eurotiales, Aspergillaceae. The transcript has a single exon. The annotation marks the transcript as partial.